GGCCUCCCCCGCCCGCGCGGUACAGCUGGGCCGGUGACGCGCGUACUGCUGCCGUUGCCUCUGCUACGGCCGCCGCGUUCCAUUCUCCUAAGCCGGCGACAUCCUCGUCCCCUGCCUCCCGCCUCCUCCUCCCGCAGCGCCGGCCAGCGCCAGCCAGACAAGGGCCCACGGGGUCUCGCCUAGACCCAAGAGGGCUGCGGGCGCGCGCAGGCGGCGGAGCGGAUCCCGGCGCCGCGGAAGCUGCGAGCGUCCGCCUCCCGGAGGUCGCCGCGCCGUUCCCCGGGCUGUUGAGGCGGCAGUGUUGGUCCCAAGAAGGAAAGUCAGAAGGGUGAAUGCAGACUUCCCAUGACCCUGCCCCACCCCGUGUUUUGGAAGAGCUGGAGGAAGAGGUGAAUCUACCCAGGGCUGACUUCAGUGUUCUUACUUCUGGCUUUUAAAUUUUUUCUUUUUAAAAUAACUUGGACGGAUGAAAGAUGUGCCAUGGCAGGAUAGCACCAAAGAGCACCUCAUUGUUUGCCGCGGCCUCCGCGGGACAUGGCGUGUUCCUUCUGCUGGUGAUUCUUAGCACCCUCCUUGGAGACGGACUUGCCUCAGUGUGUUCCCUGCCCCCGGAGCCAGAGAAUGGUGGCUACAUCUGCCACCCCCGGCCCUGUAGAGACCCCCUGAACUCGGGCAGCGUCAUCGAGUACCUGUGUGCUGAAGGCUACAUGUUGAAGGGUGAUUACAAGUACCUGACGUGUAAGAAUGGCGAGUGGAAGCCAGCCAUGGAGAUCAGCUGUCAUCUCAACGAGGACAAAGACGCCCACACGUCGCUCGGGGUCCCCACGCUGUCCAUCGUGGCUUCCACUGCCAGCUCCGUGGCGCUCAUUCUCCUCCUGGUGGUGCUGUUUGUGCUGCUGCAGCCAAAGCUGAAGUCUUUCCAUCACAGCAGGCGUGACCAGGGCGUGUCCGGGGACCAGGUGUCCAUCAUGGUGGAUGGAGUCCAGGUUGCGCUGCCGUCGUAUGAGGAGGCUGUGUACGGCAGUUCCGGUCACUGUGUGCCGCCCGCUGACCCCAGAGUGCAGAUUGUGCUGUCAGAAGGGUCUGGGCCCAGUGGGAGGAGCGGGCCAAGGGAGCAGCAGCUGCAGGACCAGGGGGCCUGCUCCUCCGCAGGUGGAGAGGAGGAGGCCCCAGGCCAGCCUGGACUGUGUGAAGCCCGGGGCUCUCGGGGCUCAGAGACUGUGAUGGUGCAUCAGGCAGCCCCCUCUUCCUGGGUGGCCGGCUCAGGGAACAGCCGAGUGGCACACAAAGAAGCCCCAGAUUCAGAGAACAGCGACAUACAAAGCCUCACGUCGGAGGACUACACAGACGAUAUCCCACUGUUGAAAGAAGCAUGAGGGCUGCCGCUGGCUUCUCUCCUCUCUGCCCUCCCUCCCUCUCCCUGUGGGUUUGAGCACCGCGUACUCCAGCUGCCCUGCCCGGAUACCUGAGCUGCCACCUGUGUAUCUGUGUAUCUCUGUAUCUCUGAGGGCCUGCAGGCCCACCUUGGCUGGAAACUCAAGGAAGAUUCUCACCAUCUGCCUGCUGGACAGCUGGAGGAGCUGGCUUUUUGCCUGGCCCAGCCUUCCCGUCUGUGUCGGGGACAUCGUUGAAUGUGCUGGAUUGAGCCCUUCCUUCCCCGAGCCCUCCGGGUCCGCUCCAGCGAGCGAGCGCUUGGGCGGCAGCCCCCGUGGGCCCGAGAGCGCUGCGUUUACUUGUGCCUUCCUCCCGCCCGUCCAGUGUCCCUGUCAUGCGGGCUUGUUGCUGUCCUGCAAGCCUUGGUGGCGGCACUCUGCCACGCAGGGGGCCGGGCCUGGGUCUGGCCUGUCUCCUUCGGGGGCUGGCACCGCUGCCCUUAGCAGGAGCAGAUCCGAGAGUGGCUCGAAUUGGGGCAAGCGUGUGGCUCCCUUGGCCUGAGCUGUCCCAGCGCCCAGCUCUGUAGCUCAGAGGUGCCAGCGCCUGGCCCUGUCGAGUUUCCAAGAAGCAUCCAGAAGAUCCCAAGGGAGGGGAGGACGGUAGCUGAUAAUGAUCGAUCGCCUUCCGCAUAUGCAAGUUCUCACUUCCUCCUUCCAGCAUCUGGCCUUCCUGGCACCGGUCUUUUCUCUUUCCCUGGAGCAUAGGGGGGAGUUGCAUGCGGCCUCCUGGGUUUGAUCCUGCGCAGCUCCGGCUUCCUUGCCGGCCGAGCCCUGAGGCGAGUCAUCCACGGGUCGGGAGUGUUGCUGAGAUGCCAUGAGAUGCCCAUCUGGUCGCUGGCAGUUGGGGCCAGUUGCCCUGUUCUGGGUUCAUGGUGAGGGAAGGGGGCCUGAGAGGCGCCGGCCGACCGUGUCCCCAGGCAGCUGCAGGCAGCUCCACCCCGGUCCUGAGGGUCCUCCUCACCACAGUCACGUGCCUUAGUAACUGUGCCCAGGAAGCAUCCUGCUGCUUGCCUCGCUGCUGCUUUUCCUCGUUCCACCCUCCCCUGCCGCCCCUCCGCUCGUCACAGCUGGCAAACGACUCCCUGGUCUUCCCGGCACCGGGAGGGCCCAAGACACAGUCGGCACACACACGCCCACCCCCACCCCCCCAGCUUGUUGGUGGAGAUGGUUUGGAAGCAGCCUGGCUCCGGGGCCCUGCUGGGGCCGCUCCCUUGGCCGAGGGUCCCACACUGACAGGGCUGCUGCCUCUUCAGGAGAUGUGGCACUACGGAGCGCGUGUUACUGUUUUGUUUCUGAAGCACCGCGCCUCCGCUCCGUCCCCCAGCCUCUGUCUGGGGUGGUGAAAAUAGUAGAGCCCGAUGUGUUUUCAGUUCCUGACCUAACAGGGUAGCUCCGGGGUGGCUGCGGGUGGCCUCCAAGAGAAGAAGAACGAAUGGCCCGCCCUCAGCCUCCCGCCUCCACUCUCACACGCGCACUUUACUCCGGGCUCUGCCGGGGGGGGGGGGGGGGGGGGGGGGCUCGCCGCCCCUGUAGUCUUCCCUCGGCUCAGGUGAGGGCAGCGCCUGCUUGCGUCGGGCUCCUCCCCGCGGGAGCCCUCUCGUGCUGUGUGCCCUCAGCCCUGGCCCGAGAGCUGGAGGGAGGGAGAUGGAACAGAGCAGGGCUGUCCUUGGCCUCAGAAGAGGCCGUUUUUGGAGACGUGCCUGCUGGCCGUUGCUGGCACGGGGCCCAUCUGGAGGGCAGGGUCCCCGGCCCCGCCGCUUCACCCUGCACAGGUUCUGUUCCACCCACCGGCAGCCCUUGUCUUCCUCCAAAAGAGAGCAGGGACCAGUGGGGACCAGGGGGAGGCAUCCAAAGUCUCAUUGCUGAGCCUGCAGCUUCUGUUGCCCAAUCUUCCAACAGCUGAAUUCUAGUCUAGGAUCUUUCUUUAAAUGGAAGCUCUUACCUUUUUCUAUCCAGUUACUCUGGGUUUCUCACCCAAGUUGCACUUUCUGUUUGCGGUAUAUUCAGCCACAGAGGUGACCGGCUUGGCCCGCCUGCCCUCUGAACCCUUCUUCCCCUUGGCCCGCCCGCCCUGGGGAUCACAAGCCCAGACUUGCCACCCGGUAGGGAAGAGGGCAAAGUCAGGAACCUCCCUGCCACGUCCCCCACGUCACUGGCUUUGCUGGGGCCUCCCGGAGUCCCCCGGCCUGUGGGUGCAGAGCCAGCCUCAUUGCUGCUGACACCCACGACGGCUUACCGCAGUGAGCUUUCUGCUCCCACAUCAGCCAUGCGCUGCUGUUUCUAGAGCUUCUGGCCUUUGUCCCUUGCGAAGGAUCAGGGCCCCCCCACAGCUGCCUUGGAGUGGGGCCUGGCUGAGAGACAAGGUGGUGCUGGGGGCUGCCAGAGGGGCCUGGAGCAGGUGGGGAAAACUGCCCAUGGUCUGGCUUCCCGGGCUCCCCUCCAGGGGAGUCCAGCAGAGGACUUGCCCAGGAGAACGGUUGGCACCAAAGGACUUUUAAAAAGGGGUGUUUUGUUUUGUUUGUUUGUUUUGCAUACAUGAGCUGACUCAGUGCAGGUUUUAUAUCCUGGCAACUUGCAGUCACAUUCCAGUGACUUUCAAGGGCCAGUAUGUGGUGAAAAUUACUUAAAAUUUCCAUCCCUUUCAAUGCCUUAGUUCAGCACGUAGGCUCUGUCUUUUGCCAUUUUUGAGUUUUGUGUGCUAUGCUCCCACUUCACUGGGUGUGAACCGUGAAAUGGGCCGAGUCCUGGCCACUUUGUGAGUUCUUUUGGUUUUAUAAGGUAUUUCAGUGUACAUCCUGCGAACACUCCAUUUGCAAACAGAACUCACGUUGUCAUCCCCAUUCUUCCUGCCCUCCUCCGCUCCCCUUCCCCCAGCUUUAAAGCUCCGUGGAGAAGCUGGAGGGCAAGACAGACAAAGGUACACUUUUCCUGCUAAGUUAGUGGUGGCACAGGAAUCCUAGCACUCGGCCUUUCCCCUCCCCAUCCCAGAAGAGCUCAAACCACUUGCUUUCUACAUAACAAUGUCACUUCCAUUCCCAGGGAACAUCUUUACAUAGAGAAUGGAAAAUGCUGCAAAUAUUUCUAGAUCCUUGCCUGUUCCCCUCCUCCCCCCCACCCCCCACCUUGAGAAUAACGGGCCCAGGAGGGAAGGGACGCGGGCUUGACAGCUUAAUUCCAGAUGUGCUUUGCUGAGGAUAGAGGCUGGGAGCGUUUCUCGUGGAGCCUGCUAGGGCUCCUGGCUCUCAGCAUCGGGCCUGUCAUUACUGGUGUCCGGUGAGGGGCUCCGAGAGGAUUUUUUUUGACAGAUGGGCGCACCGAGUGGUAGAGUAGCCAGUUCCCCGGAGAGGGAAAGGCAGGCUCAGCUUUCCUGGGAAGCGACUCCUCUUAACCGCCAGUUGAAAAUCUGGUAGAAUCUUGAAUGAGAACCCCAAGGCUGAGCCCUCUGCUAGGAGCUGGGGAAGAUGCAGGGGCAGAGCACUCAGAUCGCCAAGCAGGGAGGAGAGAGGGGCGAGGAGGGUUGCCUGGCAGCCCACCACACCCUGCCCAGGCUUCUCAUCACACCACUAUGGAAUCUCUGCAAUGGUUUCACAUGACACACGCAUCAUUGACUGUGCAGGAUGUCAGUCAGUUUGGGUUUGCUUUAUUUUAUUUUAUAUAUAUAUUUUUUGGUAUCCUGUACAUUGCAGUGGGUGUGAAGAUAGUAUUUUAAUAUUUGUACAAAGUUUAAUUUAAUUUUAAUUGUUCUAUGUAUAUAACUGCAUUUCUAAAUAAUAAUAAUUAAAAAAAAGUUCUUAUGAA
Messenger RNA from Orcinus orca (killer whale), 5231 nucleotides. RefSeq names its product sushi domain containing 6 (gene SUSD6). Bases 474 to 1376 code for a protein of 300 amino acids. NCBI's taxonomy places the organism in Eukaryota, Metazoa, Chordata, Mammalia, Artiodactyla, Delphinidae. The transcript has 7 exons. The record is from RefSeq and is a predicted model, not a curated record.